AUGAAGUUCCUUACAUGGAAUGUUAGGGGCUGCAAUGCCCCUGACAAGAGACGUCUGAUCAAAAGAGGUUUUGAUCAAGCUAAGCCGGAAGUUAUUUGCAUUCAGGAAACAAAAUUGGGAAGAGAGGACACAGCUAGAGUUUUUGGUGUAAGACAGAGGUGGUCUGGUUUCUUUGUGGAAUUAGAAGGGGAUUCAGGAGGGCUUGGCAUUUUGUGGAAUUCAUUGGUUGUUCAGGUGGAUGCUAUCUCAUGCUCUAAACAUUGGCAAAUGGUAAAGGUGAAUUUGAAGAUCAUGAACUUUUCUUGUUUUCUUAUCAAUGUCUAUGGUCCCACUUUGGUUGUGGAGAAGUGUCGGUUAUGGGAGGAUACUUCCAAGCUUUUAGAAGAGGUGAGGCUGACCUUAGCUAUUGUUGUUGGGGACUUCAACGCCACUCUUUCUUUCUCGAAAACACGUGGAGGGGUGAAAAGGAUGUGCAAGAUGCAAUCGGACUUUCAAACAUUUGUGAACUCUAAUGCCCUCUUUGAAGUGGUUGUAAAAUGA
This is a messenger RNA of Cryptomeria japonica (Japanese cedar), 540 nucleotides long. RefSeq lists its product as uncharacterized. The record is from RefSeq and is a predicted model, not a curated record. Gene Ontology annotation, molecular function: phosphoric diester hydrolase activity; double-stranded DNA 3'-5' DNA exonuclease activity; DNA-(apurinic or apyrimidinic site) endonuclease activity. Gene Ontology annotation, biological process: base-excision repair. Lineage: Eukaryota; Viridiplantae; Streptophyta; Pinopsida; Cupressales; Cupressaceae. The transcript has a single exon. Gene Ontology annotation, cellular component: nucleus. Bases 1 to 540 code for a protein of 179 amino acids.